This is a messenger RNA of Jaminaea rosea, 2046 nucleotides long. Its product is annotated as cleft lip and palate transmembrane 1. The coding region runs from base 1 to 2046 and encodes 681 amino acids. The transcript has 3 exons. NCBI's taxonomy places the organism in Eukaryota, Fungi, Basidiomycota, Exobasidiomycetes, Microstromatales. Gene Ontology annotation, cellular component: membrane; endomembrane system. The record is from RefSeq and is a predicted model, not a curated record.
AUGUCUUCUGCUGGAGCUGUGGCUCCCUCAGCCGGUGGUGGUAACGCGGGAGGGGAUCAACAGCAGGCAACAGACUGGAAGCGGACGAUCUUGAAGGGUCUGGCCAUCUACUUUUUCAUCAAUACGGCAACGCAGCUCCUAGCGCCUAAGCCACCACAGUCAGCAAAGACGGGUGACGCGACCGCACCUCGGCCAGCGCAGGAGCCGCCCGCUUGGCUUCAGAAGCUCGGAGCACCAGCAGGACCACCUCCUGUCCUCACGCCUCCAUUGCUGAGAGUGCCAAAGAAUGCUUCAUCGCAGCCCUUGUGGCCUUCGACCAGCGAGCUCGACUUCUACGUCUUCCUCUCGCAUUCGGCGGCGCCCAGUGUGGAGGACAUUGGCACUCAACUCUCCCCUUUGGCGCCAGGAAGCCAUCGCGCUCCUGCUCUUGACCAAGUCGUUUCGUUCGACCUGUACCCCACGUUGCAUGACAGCUACGCGGCGCCUGGACAGCAUACAGUCGUGACGUCGAUUCGAGAGGGAGCCCUGCCCAUCAUCAAGUUCGGGUCGCUCGCGCUCAAUGAUACUCGCCUGAAUGCCGGGCUGGUCGCCGACAUCAACAUCGCAACGCCGCCCGAGGUCAUGUACAACAAUGGCUCGCUGUGGGCGGACGUCGUUGCCGUGGGCAGCGGCAUGGAUCAUCGCGAGGGAAGAAGACUGCUGGGCAGCGAGGCAGGCAAGGACAGCAGCGAGGAGCACGACGAGGAUCUGAUGAUGGGCGAGGACGGCGUGCUUCGCAACGAGACUUCGUCCAAGCAGAUCAUCACCUACUGGCAUCGCAACCUGACCCUGGCUCUACCGCACCAAGACGUCACACCCGGCAUACAAGUAGGCGCUAUCCCCCCGCCUCUCCUCCAGCACGUUCACCUCGCCACCAAUCCAGACGGCAGCGUCAUGCACUCGCAAACCGUCGACGGUCGAGUAGACGAGACUCGGAUGUGGAACUAUCCAGUCAUCUUCGCCAACACAUUCUGGGACUUGCGCGAGGACAUGAACCCGAUCAAUGCUACAACGCCUGUGCUGCCAUUGCACAUCUCGCUGUACUCGACGUCAUGGUUCAAGUUCCAGCUACUGGCCGCCAUGAGCGAUUCUUUCGAAAAGCAGCCGGGCAUGGCGAGUGGGGAGAUCGACAUCAUCAAGCAUACGCUGCAGAACACGAGUCCGUGGUACCUCGCCCUGACGCUAAUUGUCACUUUGACCCACGCCUUGUUCGAAUAUUUGGCGUUUGCAGGCGAGGUCCAGUUCUACAGAAAAAAGGAGAACUUCGUCGGCGUAUCUCUGGGCUCAAUCAUGACCAACAUCGUGACACAAACGAUUAUCCUGCUCUACCUCUUUGACUCAUCCGAAGAGACAUCUUACAUGAUCCUCGGCUCCCAAGCGGUGGGAGUAGUCAUAGAGGCCUGGAAGCUCACCAAAGCAGUCACCGUCACACUCGUUCGCUCGCCACCGGGCAGUCGGCUGCCGUAUCGUCUCGAGGUGAGGGACAAGUACGUCCCAACGCCGGACGAUCUCAAGACAAAGGAGUACGACAGACAAGCUUUCAAACUCGUCUCAUACUUCACUGGCCCGCUCCUUGUGGGGUACACGAUCUACUCUGCCUACUAUGAGACGCACAGAGGAUGGUGGAGCUUCGUCAUCGGGACACUCACCUCAUUUGUCUACGCCUUUGGUUUCAUCGCGCUGGUGCCGCAGCUCAUUAUCAACUACCGCCUCAAGAGCGUCGCAGGGAUGCCGCCAAAGACGCUUGUGUACAAGAUUCUCAACACCUUUGUGGACGAUCUGUUCGCAUGGGGGAUCGUCAAGAUGCCGAUUCUGCAUCGCUUGGCUACUUUGAGAGAUGAUGUAGUCUUCUUCAUCUACCUCUACCAGUGGUGGGCGUAUGGCGUCGACAAGAAGAGAGUCAACGAGUUCGGACAGAAGCUCGAUGAUGGCGAGACGGAUGAGGGUGAGAAGGCAGGAGACCGAAAGGCCAUCGAGAGCAAGUCGGAGACGAAGAAGGAUCAGUAG